Molecule: messenger RNA, 508 nt
Organism: Diachasma alloeum
Lineage: Eukaryota; Metazoa; Arthropoda; Insecta; Hymenoptera; Braconidae
Gene: RpL35
Product: 60S ribosomal protein L35
Exons: 3
Coding region: 83-454 (123 amino acids)
Biological process (GO): maturation of LSU-rRNA from tricistronic rRNA transcript (SSU-rRNA, 5.8S rRNA, LSU-rRNA); translation
Cellular component (GO): ribosome; cytosolic large ribosomal subunit
Molecular function (GO): structural constituent of ribosome; mRNA binding
Source: RefSeq, a predicted model, not a curated record
CGGAAUAUGACUAGCGAGUGGAUUCGUUCGAAGACCGCUUCCGCCAUCUUUUUUCUCUUUCUCUCCACAAACGUGUGGCAAAAUGGCCAAAGUCAAGUGCUCCGAGCUGAGGACGAAGGAGAAGAAGGAGCUGCUCAAGCAGCUGGAGGAGCUCAAAACCGAGCUGACCAACCUCCGAGUUGCCAAAGUGACAGGAGGAGCAGCUUCCAAACUCUCCAAGAUUCGUGUCGUGCGUAAAGCGAUAGCCCGCGUCUACAUUAUCAUGCACCAGAAGCAGAAGGAGAACCUUCGUCUCUUCCACAAAAACAAGAAGUACAAGCCCCUGGACCUCAGGCCAAAGAAGACCAGAGCUAUUCGCAGGAAGUUGACGCCAUUCCAGGCUGGCAAAAAGACACUGAAGGAAGUCAGAAAAUUAUCCGCUUGGCCCGUAAGGAAGUACGCCCUCAAGGCAUAAAUCUGUCACCUGUUUCACAAAAACUAAUAAAAAAAUCUUCAAAAAAAUCCCAAC